AUGCACCUGCCGCGCUUCAACCACAAUGGCCACAAAGUCACGAAAGGCAUCGAGCCCGAGGGCGAGAGCGGCAGGAAAGGGUUCCACCCACUCAAGUUCUUCAAGAUCUCGUACAAGAGCAACAGCGUGAUUUCUAGAUGGGUCAAUAUCCUGUGGCCCAUGGUGCCCGUCGCCAUCGCCUUGCACUUUGCACUUCCGAACACGAAGGGCGCCCAUCUUGCCAUCUUCAUCACCAAUUUCAUUGCGAUGGUCCCUGCCGCUAAUACCGUGGGCUUCUGCGGGUCAGAGCUCGCUCGUAAACUGCCCAAGGUACUCGGCGUCAUCGUCGAGACGACACUUGGAUCUGUUGUGGAAAUCGUCCUGUUCAUGGUGUUGUUGGUGACAGGCAGAGAGCAGAAUGUCCCCGUUAUUCGCGCCGCUAUCCUGGGUUCCAUACUCGCCAACAUGCUACUGUGUCUGGGUUUCUGCUUCGUGGCCGGUGGUCUUAAGGGUGGUGAGCAGUCGUUCCACGAAGCCAUUUCAGAGGCCGGUAGCGGUCUGAUGCUCGUAGCCGCAAUGGGUCUGGUACUCCCCACCGUCUACUACAAUGCUCUUAAUGGUCGGACAGACCUCGAGCUCGCCGUCAACGAAAUCAGCGACGAGAUGUUGAAGAUCUCACGUGCUACCGCCAUUAUCCUCCUCAUUGCCUACUUUGUCUACCUCCUCUUCCAGCUGAAGUCCCACGACAAUUUGUUUCACGAGAUCUACGAGCGAGAUGAACUCAUUGACAAGGAUCGUAACAAGGAGCUGGCCAAGCCCAAGCUCACAUUGACGGAGUGCAUCAUCGGUCUCUUGAUUUCGCUGGCCUGCGUGUCAAUGAUCGCUGUCUUCUUAGUCAUCGAGAUCCCACACAUGGUGGAGGAGCGUCACAUCAGCGACUCCUUCAUGGGUCUUAUCCUUGUUCCAGUCGUCGAGAAAGCUGCGGAACACCUUCUCGCCAUCGACGAGGCAUGGGAUGGCCAGAUGAAUUUGGCUCUCGCUCACGUCCUCGGUGCCUCGAUCCAAACCGCACUGCUCAACACGCCGCUUGUCAUCAUUGUUGGUUGGGGCCUCAACAUCGGCAUGAACAUGCAGUUCGAAGUCUUCGACGCCGUUUCUCUGGUCCUCGCCGUGCUUGUUGUGGGUUCGUUCCUGCGCGACCGGAAAUCCAACUACAUGGAGGGCAGUCUGCUCAUCUUCGUGUAUGUCAUUAUCGCGAUCGCCGCCUUCUACUACCCUAAUCCUCCCCACGGCGGCGGCGAGUCUACUGGAGCUGAGAGUGGCGGCGAGACUACGGCGCACGAGAGGCGUUUCUUUUAG
Paraphaeosphaeria sporulosa is the source of this 1338-nucleotide messenger RNA. RefSeq lists its product as uncharacterized. Lineage: Eukaryota; Fungi; Ascomycota; Dothideomycetes; Pleosporales; Didymosphaeriaceae. The transcript is spliced from 4 exons. Gene Ontology annotation, cellular component: fungal-type vacuole membrane. The record is from RefSeq and is a predicted model, not a curated record. Gene Ontology annotation, biological process: intracellular calcium ion homeostasis; calcium ion transmembrane transport. Gene Ontology annotation, molecular function: calcium:proton antiporter activity. The coding region runs from base 1 to 1338 and encodes 445 amino acids.